AUGCCCGGAAAGGCGAAUGAAACGCCAGCAAACUCGGGCGAUCGCCCGUUCAGGACAUUUGAUCCAGAUGAUCCAGAAUAUAUCAAAGAAUUACAAAGGCCUGCCGCUAUUAAA
Messenger RNA from Enterobius vermicularis (human pinworm), 114 nucleotides. NCBI's taxonomy places the organism in Eukaryota, Metazoa, Nematoda, Chromadorea, Rhabditida, Oxyuridae. The record is from the annotation of a GenBank genome assembly.